Messenger RNA from Setaria italica (foxtail millet), 983 nucleotides. Its product is annotated as heavy metal-associated isoprenylated plant protein 47. The transcript has 2 exons. Lineage: Eukaryota; Viridiplantae; Streptophyta; Magnoliopsida; Poales; Poaceae. Bases 309 to 692 code for a protein of 127 amino acids. Gene Ontology annotation, molecular function: metal ion binding. The record is from RefSeq and is a predicted model, not a curated record.
AACGGCACAAAACGCCUUGAUGACCCGGUCACCCGUGGCUACUGCUCCUAUAUAACACUAGCCCUGCACGGAGCUAGCUCCCUGCUCCAGAGCCACCACAGCAGCUCAGCAAAGAAGGCAGCAACCGAGCUCGAUCUUCCUAUACACAACGUCCGUCGUCUCUCUCUCUCUCUCCCCAGAAAUAAUCGGCGAACAGCGCACUCGAUCUUCUUCGCCGACGACCUUGGUACGGCUCCGAGGCAUUGGAGUUCAUCUCAAGCUUUAAUUCGAAGCACAGCACAUCCACCGAUCGACCACCUGUUUCAGCAAUGACUAAGCAAAAGAUCGUGAUCAAGGUGCAGAUGAGCUGCGACAAGUGCCGGUCCAAGGCGAUGGCGCUGGUGGCGGCCAAGGGCGGCGUCGUUUCCGUGGCGAUCGCCGGCGCCGACAGGGACCAGGUCGUCGUCGUCGGCGAGGGCGUCGACUCCAUCGAGCUCACCAGCACGCUGCGCAAGAAGGUCGGGCCCGCGCAGCUGGUGCAGGUCGGCGAGGACAAGAAGGAGGUGAAGCCGCCGGCGGCCGCGGCCCCCGCGCCCUACUACCCGUGGUACGGCUACCCGCCGGCGCCGUCGCAGCCGGUUAGCUACGUCUACGAACACCCCUACGGGUACGGCUGCCAGACGCGGGAAGAGAGCAGCUGCUCCAUAAUGUAGAUUGUACUUGUAGAGAGAACAAGCCACUCAUACGUAUACGUAAUUACGUAUACGGGCUAGUGUAGUUCAUAUAGUAGAGUGAUUUUACAGUAGCUUUCUUUUCUUUCCCUUUUAUACAAAAACAGUACUCUUAUGUGUAUACGGUUGCACUGAGAAACUAUUUGGCUUUUCUUGUACUGGAUUGGAAGUAGAGGAGCUCAGGAGCAUAUGUUUGAAGGUUUGACCGCAUAUGAAUUUCUAGAAGCUUAAAAAAACUAUUCAUUUUCUGUUAGGGAUCGAGAAAAAAAUUCG